GGGAGAAACCCCACAAAAGCUUAGAAUGCGCGAAGGGCUUGAAUACAAGCACAAGCUUGGUAUUCAUCAAAGGGUCCCCACAGGGGAGAAACCGCAUAAAUGCUUGGAGUGCGGAAAGAGCUUCUCUCAGAAGAGAAAUCUGACAGCACACCACAGAAUUCACACUGGAGAAAAACCAUUUAAUUGCUUGGAAUGUGGAAAGGCCUUCCGUCGGAGGACACAUCUCACUGCUCAUCAGAGAACUCACACAGGAGAGAAGCUGUAUAGGUGCUUGGAAUGUGGAAAGACCUUUAACAGAAGCGGAAGCCUCACUACUCAUCUAAUAAUUCACGCAGGGGGGGAAACAUACAAAUGCUUGGAGUGUGGAAAGAGCUUCUCUCAGAAGAGGAAUCUCACUAACCACCACAGAAUUCACCUAGGGGAGAAACCAUACCAAUGUUUGGAAUGUGAAAAGCGCUUCUUCCGGAAGACACAUCUCACUGCACAUCAAAGAAUUCACACAGGGGAGAAGCCAUUUAAAUGCUUGCAAUGUGGAAAGAGCUUUUGUUGGAAGAUCCAUCUCACUUAUCAUCAAAGCAUCCACACAAGGAAAACACUGCAUAAAUGCUUGGAGUGUGGAAAGAACUUUUCUCAGAAUUCUCUCCUUGUUACCCAUCAAAGGAUCCAUACAGGGGAGAAACCAUUUAAAUGCUUGGAGUGUGGAAAGAGCUUCUCUCAGAAGACAAAUCUUGCUUCCCACCGCAGAACUCACACAGGGGAGAAACCAUAUAAAUGUUCAGAAUGUGGAAAGAGCUUCUGUCGAAGGACACAUCUCACCACUCAUCAGAGAACUCACACAGGGGAGAAACCAUACAAAUGUCUGGAAUGUGGAAAGACCUUUAGUAGAAACAGAAGCCUAACACAUCAUCAAAUAACUCACACAGGGGAGAAACCAUACAAAUGUUUGGAAUGCGGAAAGAGCUUCUAUUGGAAAAUGCAUCUUACUUAUCAUGAAAGAAUUCACAGAAAGGAUGCACCACAUAAAUGCUUGGAGUGUGGAAAGAUCUUUUGUCAAAAUUCUGACCUCGUAACCCAUCAAAGGAUCCAUACAGGGGAGAAACCAUUUAAAUGCUUGGAGUGCGGAAAGAGCUUCUGUCAGAAGAUAAAUCUCAGUAAUCAUCGAAGAAUUCACACGGGGGAGAAACCCUUUAAGUGCUUAGAAUGUGGAAAGACCUUUAGUACAGGCACAAACCUCACCACUCAUCAAAUAAUUCAUACAUGGGAGAAACCAUUUAAAUGUUUGGAGUGUGGAAUGGCCUUUAAGAGAAACAGAGGCCUCAGUAUUCAUCAAAGGAUCCACACAGGGGAGAAGCCACAUAAAUGCGUGGAGUGUGGAAAAAGCUUUCGCCACAGUUCUGCCCUUGUUAAUCAUCAGAGAAUCCAUACAGGAAAGAAACCAUAUAAAUGCUUGGAGUGUGGAAAGAGUUUCUGUCAGAAGACACAGCUCACUGCUCAUCAAAGAAUUCACACAGGAGAGAAACCACAUAAAUGCAUGGACUGUGGGAAGAACUUUUGUCGGAAGGAAUCACUUGCUGCUCAUCAGAGAAUUCACACUGGGGAGAAACCAUUUAAGUGUUUGGUAUGUGGAAAGAGCUUCACACGGAAGAUAAGUCUCGUUUCUCAUAAAAAAAUCCACGCCGGAGAGAAACCAUAAAUUCUCGGGAGUGUACAAAAUGCUUCAGUAAUAAGAGACUGCUCUUCAAAGAAUUCACUCAGAAGGGGAGCUAGAGAAAUGAUCAGAGUAUGGAAUGCGAUUCUGUCACAGUUUAAUUCCUAUUCAGAUUGGAGUUAAAUUGGUGGGGGAUGGGACAUGGCCUUGGCAGAAUCCUGAGGGCCAUUUGGAGAUAAAUACAGAUUGGAAGACUGGAUCCAUUGUAGAAUGUGAGAAGCCUGAUAGAAUGGCCUGAGAUAUAAAUCCAUUUAUCAGCAAUAGCAAUAGUAUUAUGUUACAAAACUGUAAAAACAAAGUCAUUUCUACAAAGCCUCUCUAGGGAGAGCAUCCCACAAACGAGGAGCCACUGUUGAAAAGGCCCUGUUCUCAUGUUGCCACCCUCCAGACCUCUUGUGGAGGAAGCACACAAAGAAGGGCCUCAGACAAUGAUCGCAGGGUUCAGGGCUGGUUCAAACAGGGAGAAGUGGUCCUUGGGGUAUUACGGUCCUGGCCCAUUUAAGGCUUUAUAAGUCAUAACCAGCACUUUGAAUUGGGCCAAGAAACUAACUGGCAGCCAAUGCAAUCGGG
Podarcis muralis (Common wall lizard) is the source of this 2278-nucleotide messenger RNA. The record is from RefSeq and is a predicted model, not a curated record. Lineage: Eukaryota; Metazoa; Chordata; Lepidosauria; Squamata; Lacertidae.